AUGGCGUUGAUUACACGUUUCGAUGAUCUACCCGAUUUAGUAUUAAUCGAAUUCUUUUCAUAUUUAUCAUCUAUUGAUGUUCUCUGGGUAUUUGCUCGUCUUAAUCAUCGUUUGACAAUGUUAAUAACUGAACGAGGUUUCUUUUAUCAUAUUAAUUUAUCACUUGCACGUCGUCAUCAGUUUAAUACAAUUCUUCGUUGUCUUCCUUUGAAAGAUAUUCAGUCACUUAGAAUUGAUAGUGAUGCAUCUCCGCUUCAAUUAACUUGUUGGCCUUAUUUGCCUCAUUUGAAAAUUCUGAGUAUCAUUGGUGCAUAUAAUCAUAAUGAUCUUUUAUUGUUUAUUUCACUUCAUGCAGCCACACUCACGCAUCUUAUCAUCAAAUCAAACGAAAGACUGAUACCGGAUGGUUUCUCGUUCAAAUUAGAAUAUCCGACAGGUGACCUGAUGAUGUUAAUAAAAAAUAUUUUUCUUAUUCCUUUACAUUCACUUCGAUCUCUCGAUUUUGGCAUGAACUAUUACGGAACAUGUUGGCCCAUUACUACUUCAAUACUUUCUCUUAUCUAUCUACGUCUUGCUCUGCCAUGUAUGAAUACUUUUGUUCGUCUUAUAUCGACAGAGCCCCUCUACGACACAUUACGUCAAUUACACGUAAAAGUAGGUAAUAGUUACUGCAACAGUCGUUCUUCUGUAUCAGUGUCUAAUCUAUCGAUUCGAAUGGCUAAUUUACAUACGUUUACUCUUGUUCAAACAUUUUUCUCGAAGUUAAGAAUUGAAUGGACACUUUUCGAAAUUUUAACAUCUUCAAAAGUUAUGCCUGUUCUUCGACGUGCUAAUGUGUCUAUUUUUAUUAAUAUUAAUGAUAUAAAUCGUAUUAGUUCGUCACCACUUUUUACUGAUCAUCGUCAUGUUGACAUUCAUUUCGCUUUUAAUCUUAUCAAUUGUCCUCAGUACAUCAAAGUGAAACAAUAUAUUCCACGUGGUAAUCGUUUUCAUUCACGAGAAAUAGUCGGUGCAACAUUCGUUGUCAAGUAUUUCUCUGACAGAUCAAAAUGGGUCAUUGAUGGCGAUCCUUUUAAUCGUGGUCAUCAAUAUCAUCAUCAUAUGUGGUAUACUCUUCCGUGGGCAUUUGAUGAAUUCUUUCACGAAUAUCUUCCAGAUAGAUGCAUCAUGGAAACACAACUGUUUGAAAUUCCUUCUCAAACAAUGAUAACAAUUAAUCAAUCAUGCCUUCGUACAUUAGAUGCAUCAGGUCAAAUGUUAUCGUCACCAAUUUGCUUUUUGCCAUAUGUGGCAUUAUCCGAUUGUAUUGAAACAUUCCACUUCUCCUAUUAUAAUACAUGUAUUCCUAUAUAUUUAUCUGCUCUUCGCAAUAUAACUCUUGCGAAUAGUACCAAUUGUUUGAAUUACUGUCGUUCGUUUCCACCAACUAUUCGUUCUAUUCGUAUUUUAUUAUUUUAUACUUAUCCUAAUUAUGCGCCACCAAAUUGGUCAGUGGUUUUACAUUCACUUUCGCAUUUGCCACAACGGAGUUCGCUACGUAUAUUUAUGUAUGAUUUACCAAAAACUGUCGAUGAUAGAAGUUGUCAAAUAAUCGCAGAGAUAGCAUAUUUAUUCAGCGAUUUCGGUUUUUGCUUUCGACGGAAAUUCGAAUUUCCAGAUGAUAACUUAGAUCCUGUGUUUAACGACCAUACAAAAUUUAUUAAACAGUUAGGGCAUUGUAUACUUCUAUUGUCUCUUGAUGAAGAACCUUAUUAUUCAAUUGAAGAUGAUGGUUGUGGACUCACAGUGUGGUUGUAA
Rotaria sp. Silwood2 is the source of this 1797-nucleotide messenger RNA. The record is from the annotation of a GenBank genome assembly. Lineage: Eukaryota; Metazoa; Rotifera; Eurotatoria; Philodinida; Philodinidae.